Messenger RNA from Spirodela intermedia, 2036 nucleotides. The record is from the annotation of a GenBank genome assembly. Lineage: Eukaryota; Viridiplantae; Streptophyta; Magnoliopsida; Alismatales; Araceae.
AUGGUGCACGUCUCUUUCUAUCGAAACUGUAAGCGCUCUCUCUCUCUCUCUCUCUCUCUCUCUCUCUCUCUCUCUCUCUCUCUCUCUCUCGCUCUCUCGUUCGCUCGUUCGCUCGCUCUAUGGAUCUAUGCAUCUAUCUUUCUUUCUUACUUUUCCAUGGUGGCAUUUCUUAGAUCUGGAUCACGAGGGACACAUCAUCUCUGAAUGUAUUUUUAUGAGUAUUACGAUUCUUCGAGAAUUUGGUUCGUGUAUUUUUGCGCUUCAAUGACGAUCUACCGUCGUUCGAGGACUAGUAGAUUAGAAGGUUUUAUAAUAUAGUGUUAGGGCGCUUGCAGCUGCUGCGUAUUAGUGGUAGAUCUGCUGACGAUGUAUAGAUUUUGGCGGUUCUACCGAGGAAUGUAGGGUUUCCGGCGAGAUGGAGGCCAUCCUGAUCGGUUUAUUUUUCUUGGCGCCUGCGUGUUUCUCACUCUAGACGCUUAUACUCUUUUUUCUUUAAAGUCUUCAAGUCAUAGGAGCCAUUAGCUCUCCAUUUGGAGGGAAUGCGUCACCUGGAGACAUGAUCUUUUAGGGCUUUUAUGGGGCUCCUAAUUGCUGCAAAAUCUAAUGCAAUUUUUUCUCCCCAGUUGAGGUUGAUUGCUGGAUAUUUUUCCAGUCUUGAUUGAAAACACGUUCUGUUGUUUUCUAUGCAAAUAUCAAAAUAUUGUAGAAAACUUCUUGCUUUCACUGGCGUUGCAUUUUUUUCUGCCUAUGAGGUGUUGUAUAUAUGGCUUGUGUGAAUGAAAAUAGAAAAAAAUCCUUUCUCUUCUCCAGAUGGGAAAACCUUUAAGAAGCCCCGGCGCCCUUACGAGAAGGAGCGUCUGGACCAAGAGCUGAAGCUUGUGGGGGAAUAUGGCCUCCGAUGCAAAAGAGAGCUUUGGAGGGUGCAAUAUGCUUUGAGCCGCAUCCGUAAUGCUGCAAAGGAACUCCUGAAGCUUGAUGAGAAGGAUGAGAAGCGGAUCUUUGAGGGUGAGGCCCUUCUCCGCCGGAUGAACAGGUACGGGCUCUUGGAUGAGAGCCAGAACAAGCUUGAUUAUGUCCUGGCGUUGACUCCGGAGCACUUCCUCGAGCGGCGUCUCCAGACGCUUGUCUUCAAGUCUGGAAUGGCCAAGUCAAUCCACCAUGCCCGUGUGCUCAUUAGGCAGCGCCAUAUCAGGUUGGCUGCCUUAUCUUGGCUGCAUCUAGUUCCACUUCAUUUCACCUGCUCCACACCAAUGAAAUAGUCAUUGGUGUUCAUUGAAUUUGUCUUUGUCUUUCUAUUCUUUGCUAUUGCACUGAGGCACUGAUUUCUUCUUCUCUCUUCUCAAUCUCCAUCCUAUAUGUUCACUGCUUUCUAAUGAUUCCUUCCUGCACACUAUUUUUUCAUCAUUCCUAAUGUUUUCACUGCUUGUCUUUGACCUCAUCUUUUAAAUCCGGAUUUGGUCUGCAAAUCUCACACUGGAUAGAUGAAGAGACGAAGUGCUGUGAGGGUGUAAGAGAACCUUAUACAGGGUGUGUUGUCCCAACUCGCUUAGCCAUCGCUAGAGACGCUCUGCAUUCAUGCGACCCAAAGUAGCGCAGUAAUGUUGCCAGCUACGUUAUUGUGAAGUUUCUUCAUCAGUUUCAUCGAAACUCUUUCAUAAUGAUGCCCUGAUUUUUUGGAUCUUCAGAUCUCUCUGUCGUAAUUGUUGAAUACAAUAUUGGGAUCCUGUAAGAUUAGUCAAAGAAGAUCCAACUGUUCUUGUGCUGCUAGUCAGUUUUUGGAGGCUGAGGAUUUCAGCGUAUGUGGUGAUUUUGGCUGAAGUUGGAUUUUUUUCUUCCCCGGUCAACCCGGUUGCAGGGUUGGAAGGCAGGUGGUGAACAUCGCAUCGUUCAUGGUGAGGGUUGACUCCCAGAAGCACAUUGACUUCUCUCUCACAAGCCCAUUUGGCGGCGGCCGCCCAGGUAGGGUGAAGCGGAAGAACGCCAAGGCUGCCGCCAAGAAGGCCGCCGGAGGUGACGAUGAGGAGGACGAGGAGUGA